AGUUGAAACAGACGACAUGCUCAGAUAUUUUAGAGAGAUAGGCUUAAUUAUUUAUUUUGCGGAAAAGGGUCUAAAAGAAAAUAUCAUCAUUAACGUCCAGUGGUUUGUAGAUGCAUUUAAAAAUAUUAUAACUGACCCAACUCAUGCUGAACCCUUCUGCGAAAGAGUCAGAGAAUGGGAUAUCUUCAUGAAUACUGGCCGGAUUUCUGAUCAGACACUUGCCAAGAUAUGGGGAGAUAACGCUUCGUAUAUUACUCAAAAAGACAUUAUUAUACCCUAUAUGGAAAAACUUGGCAUUCUUGCCACAGCGCGAACCGACGAAGCUGAUAGAAAUGAAAUUGGAGCAAUAAAAACGAGAACUAUUUACUACAUUCCUAGCAUCAAUAAAACAGACUUUACGAAAAAAUACAGGGAGAUUACAGAAAAUGUCAACAAAACUCCGAUUUUAGCAUUUUCUUUCAAAACGUACAUCCCGCAUUUCUUUUUCUUCAGACUUGUAGCUCUAUGUUUCUCUACGUGGGAACCAUUGCGUGAUGAUCUUCUAUUCAAAAAUAUUGCUUUUUACAAAGAAAAAGGUGGUGACCUAUACAUUGCUAUUGCAGUAAACAAAACGUCAAUCCAGUUGCAAGUAUUUACUCCAGAUGAUACAAUCCAGCUUCAAAAUGACAAAACCAAACAGAUCAGAUCAAAGAUUGAAGGGAUGAUGAAAGACAUAACAUCCACAUUCCAUCGCCAAGUCCUCUAUGAGGUCGGAUACACGUGUAAAGAUAUAUAUAUCACUGAGGAGGAUGAGGAUUUUUUCUUAAGUGAGAGAACAGUGGCAGAACUGACAACCAACAAAAGAAUUUGCCCCCAUCAUGUACCUCCAACGAAGCACGAGAAACACGACAUAGUUCGUGACGAUUUGUUGUAUUAUUGGUACAUGGGCACUGAAUAACGUACUAGAAGCAGCGUUCAUUGUUUCACAACAAUUAUACCAUCUCCAGAUAUCAUGAAAGUGGAUUACUAUGAACAUUUUGCGCAUCAACCUAUUAUUUUUC
Molecule: messenger RNA, 1040 nt
Organism: Saccostrea cuccullata (small rock oyster)
Lineage: Eukaryota; Metazoa; Mollusca; Bivalvia; Ostreida; Ostreidae
Exons: 2
Coding region: 17-937 (306 amino acids)
Source: RefSeq, a predicted model, not a curated record